AUGGGUGAUUCUGGCAAUGGCUGGCAAACGGUGAUGCCCACCACCCACUCGAGUAUACAGCGCCUUUCCCGCGACGCCUGGGCCGAGCUAGAAGCAUGCGAACGACAGAUUCUCAACGAGUGGGAGAGAACACAUACACAUUGGUCUGGAAUUGGCAAACACACACCUUUGGACGACCAUACCGAAGCCAAGAGACUACACACUCGAUUCAAACUCGCCAACGAUACGCCGCUGGGAACCGGGAGCUUUGGAGUGGUGCAAAAGGUCGUCUACGCCAACAACGGUCGCACGAUAUGCCUGGCGAGGAAACAAGUGAGGCCGCCACAUCGGCGCUUCCCAAUAUCACUGCUGCGGGAGGAGGCCAGUGUGAUGGAAAAGCUGGACCAUGAUCACAUCGUCAAGCUGGUUGGCACCUACUGCAUUUCUAGCAAUCUGUACCUGCUACUCUGGCCCGUCGCCGUGUGCAACCUGGAUUGCCUGUUCAACGACAUUGACCAUCUCAAGUCGGGCGACGGCGACCGCGAAGAUAUCAUCAAACGCCUGCAUACCCUUGACCUACAUAACCUGAGCGCGGUGGAUAAGAGAAGCCAGCCAAACACAGGAACAUGCCCUCUGAAAUACCUACAACAAGCGAUGGGAUGCGUUGCGCGAGCCGUCGCAUACUGCCACCAGGAAAAGAUCCGCCACCUCGACCUAAAACCUUCCAACAUCCUGUUGAACCCCGGACGUGUCUACAUCGCCGACUUUGGCAUCGCAAAAGACGUGGGCGAACGAGAUCACACAAUGACCCGAGGACCUGCCGGAACCCCAAAAUGGAGAGCCCCUGAACUCAACCAAGUGCAGUGCGACUGGUCCAUGCAGGCGGCUGAAGUUUACUCGCUCGGCCUUGUCUUGCUGAACAUCGCCACCGUUAUCCAUGGAGGGGACCUGGCUGAUUUUGACGAAAUUAUUGCUGAUCUAACGCUUCGAGGUCGCGAUGACAAGAUCAACGCCUACCUUCCCAAACUGGAGCGUUUGGCUCUGGCGACUCAGGAGGUCCAAGAUGUCAACGCCUUCACCUUUGCACCAAAGCACACUCUGCACUUGGUGUCACAAAUGCUCCAUCUCGAUGCCGAACGCCGACCAUCCAUUUUCCAGGUGGAUGCUGAACUUAUUGACCUGGGCGGCGUGGAACAAGUCUACCAUUCGCAUUGCUGCAAGAAGAGUGCCCGCUUUGUGACUGAUCGGAUCAACACCAAGAUCAGGGCUCUUGUUGACGAACGCGAUCGCCUGAAAGCUGAUCACAUGAAUAUGGCCAAGCGCUUGGAGGUUCUGGAGGCCAAGGACGAUACCUACGAGUCCCGGAUUCUGAAAGAGCGAAACGCCCAGGCCGAGAACGUUGCCCGGCUCCAGGAUCUUCUCAAGAAGGAACAAAGUGAAUGCAAGCGCCUCACAGCACAACUUGCAGAAUUCCAGCAAACGUACAAACGCCAACCGCGACCAACCCUCCCCCGACCUGCCUCAGAUCCAGCUCACGGUGGCCUCAUGAUGCGAAUGCGACCACGUACACAUCCCAUUCCCAAUGAUCCUGCAGCGCCUUUGUCGCCUCCGGUUAAAACGCAGACAAAGCUUGCAGCACCAACUGCUGUCCCUGGAUCCAAGCUCACCUACUCGCAAACGGCCGCAGGCGCCGUCUCUUCCAAGCCUGCAUCUCCCCAUUUGGUAGCUGCCGCUGUCCCAAAGGCAAUGUCUCCUCAUCUACUGCCCCGACGAGAUUCUCUCAAUCCCACCAUGAUACCCCGUCGUGAUUCGAUGAAUCGCCUCGCAAACACACCUUCGCCUGGCGCGGCCACUCCCGGUAGUCCGAACCCAGACCUUGCAGGCUACACCCUUCGUUCUCGGAAUUCUGGCUCUCGUCUACCCCAGCCUGUCAACCCUGCCACACCCAUCCGUGCCGGAACCCCCAUCCUCAACCGUGACCCGUCAUCGACAGACAGCACAACAUACAGCAUGAACAGUUCGGUCUUCAGUCGCCUCGAAAGCUCCAAGCAUUCACUCGCCGAGACGAGUGCUGCAGGAACCCCAGCCAUGGGUACUCCGGCCCUGACUCAGGAGAGAAAGAACUCGCACACCGGAGAGUCAUACGAGCAUGUUGACCAUGGAGGCUCGGAAGAGGACCAAACAGUAGAAAUGAGGUAUGGUCUUGGUAUCACUGGUAUGGUGCGGAGGGAGAGUGUUUGUACCAGGAGGAAUAGCAUCCUGGACAGUGCCAGUGUUGCCAGCUCCAAUAUUGCUGCUACCGCGAGCAUGGGUAGCCCUCACCCCAGCAGUUCGGCCCUCUCAUCGCCGCGGGCGGCGCACGCGCAUCUUGACGGCCACAGGUCUUCAAUGUUCAAGGUGCCUUCGAUGCCAACACAUCAAAGCUGGGCCGAUGUCGCGAGAAAGGAGAGAAGAUAG
Molecule: messenger RNA, 2436 nt
Organism: Podospora anserina S mat+
Lineage: Eukaryota; Fungi; Ascomycota; Sordariomycetes; Sordariales; Podosporaceae
Exons: 2
Coding region: 1-2436 (811 amino acids)
Biological process (GO): protein phosphorylation
Cellular component (GO): cytoplasm
Molecular function (GO): ATP binding; protein serine/threonine kinase activity
Source: RefSeq, a predicted model, not a curated record